AGACAAACAUUACUUGAAAUUUGUGCCAUAUGGUUAGGAUAUUUUGCUAACAAAAUUGCUCCUUUACAUGAAGAACCUUUAAGACAACACCUGUUUUUCAGUAACAGUUAUUUCCAACAUGAACGGAAACUGUACAUGUGGGUCAUCAAGACUAAAUACCAGCUAUGUUUACGCCAAAGAGGAAUUAGACAGCGGUGUUCCAAGUUUAAGCAGCAGCUUAUCUAGUUCAGAGUUUUAUGGAUGCCAAAAAAGAAUUGAUUAUCAGUCUCCAAGAUAUGGCCUGUUGGAGGAAGCUUUGGAAAAUGAGUUAAUAAGGUCAGAGAAACGGAGGUCAGCCCUUGGUGAAAGUCUUAAAAAUGCACAGAGCGCUCUCAGAUACCAGAAGAGCCGUCUAGAAGGACAAGACUGUGACCUACAGAACAAUGAGUCAAGACUUGAGAAUCUCCUACAGAGGCAAGAGCAUUUGGAAACGAGAAUGUGUUAUCUAAAACACAGAAAAAUGUCCCAUGAAGCAGCAAUACCUUAUGGAAGUAAAUGCGAUAAUAAAGAAAGCCAAACGUUUAAUUUACAGGUACCAGAUGUCAUGACUGAAGCUCACAGGAUUAAUAUGUUGGAAAAGGAAAUUAACAAUAUCAACCUGAAAAUGAAAACCCGUGUUCCACAAAAUACAAGCAAUCAUUCUAAUCUGAUUAGUUUGUAUGAAGAGAGACAAGUGCAACUAGAAGAGAAACUAGAGGAACUAUGUAAACAAGCACAGCAGAUGGCCGCUAAAUGCACCACUGCUGAGCAGGAGAGAGAUUCCAUUGAUCUUCAGAUGAUAUCACUAAAAGCUGAGCUUCAUCAAGCUAAUGUUACUUCCAAAAAUCUGGAAAAGGAAUGUAUGAAACUUCAGUCUCAAUUACUGGCUAGCAGAAAUAUAAACGAGACAUUGCAUCUGGAUAUGUCAUCUUUGAAGCAACGUGCUAUACAAUUGGAAGAUACUGUACAUGAGUUUGACAAUGAAAAGAAAUGUCUUCACCUAAAGCUUGAAAAGCUAGAAAAAGAAAAGCAACAGCUGCAAUCCCAAAAGGAUCUACUACAUGAAAUGUUGAAGAUGCGGAGAAAGAAAAGAAAAUCUAUGACAAAGAAUGAAAGUUCCUAUGGACCCAGUCAAUCUUUGGAAAAGACUACUGAAAUAGUACAGGAAUAUAUUUGGAAAGAACAGCCAGUUCCAGGAGAUGUGACCCCUGUUUCUAAAAUAUCAUUACAAGAGGCAGCAUCUAGGGACUCCCAAAAGAAAUACAAGGCUAGAAAACAUGCAGACAUGGGAAAUUCUAAAGUACAAAGUACCUAUCAUCAGAAAUUUACAGAUAAGAAACACAAGAAGGAAAAACUGGAACAGGAACAUUUGGAUAGCAAAAAAACAUUGCAGGUUGAAAAACAGUUUUCUGACCAGACUAAGGGAAGCUGUUUGGGAUCAGAUAGGUACUGCAAAUCAAGCAAAAAAUCAGGACAUUCAGAGGUACUCAUUGUGCACUAUCAACAUUUGGGCAACGUACUGAAAAAAUUAGAAAGUCUUCUUCGAAGCAACCUAUCAUUAGAUCAUGAAAAGGACCAAGUAUUGAAGUCUGUGCUGGGUAUCUUAGAGAAAUUGAAGGAUGCUAAUGUUCUGAGUGUAAAGAGCAGGGAUAAAGUUGAGCGACUUCUCAAUGAACACGUUAACUUGAUAAAAAACUGUCACAAAAGAGAGAACCAGAUUACAUCUGUGAUCAUUGAAUUAAAACAUUUGAGGAAAGCGUUCCAUGGUGUACUUAAUAAGUCUGAAGAUGCUGAUGACAAAAAAUCUAUGUUGUGGAUAAGUAGAGUGCAAGCAAUAAAGGAUUCUCUAAAUAUUCUGACAUUUCAAGAGCAGAAGACUGAAUCUAUGGAAAAUGACAUUUCCGUACUGGUGAAGGGUCUUUUCCUAGCAAACGAAAUGUUAUAGGAACAUAAAACAAGAUACUAUACAGUAGCACCAGUAGUAACAUAAAUUAUGCUUUAAAAGGUGGCAUACUGUAAUGAUAACAUGCACAUAUAUUUGUGAAUGGUAAGCUUUGAUUUGUGUUUUAAAUAUUUAAAUUAAUUAUAUUGCUACUACAAUUAUGUUAUUUAGUUUAGAUUUUACACAAAUGAUUCAAACUUCAAAUAAGCCCAAAUUGUGGUACUUAAACAAACCAUUUUUUUUUCUUUUUUUAGUAAUUAAAAUGUUUCUCUUGCAA
Messenger RNA from Spea bombifrons (plains spadefoot toad), 2237 nucleotides. RefSeq lists its product as uncharacterized. The record is from RefSeq and is a predicted model, not a curated record. Bases 119 to 1963 code for a protein of 614 amino acids. Lineage: Eukaryota; Metazoa; Chordata; Amphibia; Anura; Pelobatidae. The transcript is spliced from 16 exons.